GUUAGAGACAGAAACACAGAUUCUAGAGUUACCAUGGACUGUGCAGAGCUGCUGGUACUGCUGCUGGUGCUCAACCUCAAGGGAGCCUUCAGUGCAGCGGUGGUGCAGUGGACAGAGCUGAUAGAAGCUGAGGCCUACCUAAAGCAGUACGGUUACCUUGACAACAGCGCUGUCCAACAGGACCCUCACUACCUGGAAGAGGUCAUUAGUGCUCUCAGGGUGUUUCAGAAGGUGAAUGACCUGCCACCUACUGGAGAAUUAGAUGAAGCCACGCUGGACGUGAUGCGACAGCCUCGCUGUGGCCUGGCAGACCCUUUUAAUAAAAAGUUCAACAGAUACAGAGUGAUGGGUCGUUGGAGAAAGAGGAGUCUGACCUAUCGUAUCUACAACUACACACCUGACAUGAAGCAGGCAGACGUCAAGGCAGCCAUUCGUUCUGCCUUCAAGUACUGGAGCGAUGUGGCAGCUCUGACCUUCAGAGAGCUGGACUACGGCCGCGCGGACAUAAAAAUCUCCUUCCACAAGAAAGACGGCUUCUGUCCUGUUCCAUUUGACGGUCGUGGUCACGUUCUGGCCCAUGCUGAGUCACCAGAGUCUGGUAUCGUUCACUUUGAUGAAGAUGAGGUGUGGACAGAGGGAUCUUACUAUGGAACCAACCUGCGUAUUGUAGCCGCCCACGAAAUAGGCCAUGCCCUUGGUCUGGGUCACUCUCAGUACAGAAGUGCUCUGAUGGCACCGGUCUACUCUGGUUACCGUGCCAACUUCAGGCUGCAUUCAGAUGAUGUGAAUGGUAUCCAAGUUCUGUAUGGGAAACGCAUCACCAGCACUUUAGCCAGUCCAACUACACCAGAGAGUCUGUUACCCACAGAGAGCAGCAGUGGCCCUGACCUCAUCCCUGACCCCUGCACGGCCACACUGGACGCCAUCAUGUUAGGACCUUGGAGGAAAACGUUUGCCUUCAGUGGAGAAUACGUGUGGACCAUCACUGAUAUGGGCCACCACAAACCAAUAAAGAUCGACAGGUUAUGGGCUGAACUCCCUGGGAACCUGAACGCUGCUGUGACCUCACAGAGAACCAACAAGACCUAUUUCUUUAAAGGAAACAGAGUGUGGAGGUACACCAGGUUCCAGCUGGACUACGGCUACCCCAAACAGUUGAAACGGAUUCCUCCUAAUAUCGAUGCAGCUUUGUACCUGGAGAAGAACAAAAAGCUGGUCUUCAUUAAGGGUUCACAGCACUGGCAGUGGGAUGAAGUGAUGUACAACAACUUAAGCUCGUACCCCAAGCCUCUGUCCAUGCUCUUCACCGGGCUGCGGUCCUCCGUGGACGCCGCCCUUACUUGGACCAAUGGGAAGAUCUUCUUCUUUAAAGGAGAUAAGUACUGGAGAAUGAACGCGCUGCUGCAGGUGGACAGAGGAUACCCACUCAGCAAAAAGGAGCGUUGGAUGCGAUGCUAAUAGUCAACCAUUAGGGGGCAGCAAGUGCUAAGAGGUCGACAGCAGCGCCUCUAGUUCCACUCUGGGAACAGUGACAACUUACCAACCUCAAGAACAGUGAUCAUAUGUAAAAUGUAAUCGAACGUUGGAGGAUACCGGGGAAGGUUUUAUCUCUGGUUCUGCCUCUUAUUGUGAGGUUUGUUUCCUGAACAUAUACGUGUUUUUGUGACAACCAUAAUUUUCUAAACCCGAGUUUACGAUCUCAGGGAGAAACCAGGAGAGGCGUUUUGUUUUUCUCUCUAACAUAUGUGAUGGAUUAUGUGACUAAAUGCUUCCAGAAACAUGACAUUUGAUUAUGGCAGAGUUCUGGACGACUGUUACAUUUUGUUAAACUCGUUCUCUUAGUCUGAUCAGCUAUUCCGCUAUUCUGUCGUUAUUAAUGACGCUUCUGAUGCUAAUCAGAAAACACUGAACAUUGUUUGUAGAUUGUUGUGGUAAUUAUAAUGUCCGGUUACAUUUCCA
Messenger RNA from Cynoglossus semilaevis (tongue sole), 1959 nucleotides. RefSeq names its product matrix metallopeptidase 19 (gene mmp19). The transcript has 9 exons. The coding region runs from base 34 to 1458 and encodes 474 amino acids. Gene Ontology annotation, biological process: extracellular matrix organization; collagen catabolic process; proteolysis. NCBI's taxonomy places the organism in Eukaryota, Metazoa, Chordata, Actinopteri, Pleuronectiformes, Cynoglossidae. The record is from RefSeq and is a predicted model, not a curated record. Gene Ontology annotation, cellular component: extracellular matrix. Gene Ontology annotation, molecular function: metalloendopeptidase activity; zinc ion binding.